AUGGACAACAGACGACCGGGCCAUCACCCCUCGCCAUCGCCCGGGCCAGGUUAUCAUGGCCAGGCGCAACAGCAGCAGCAACAUGGCUACCAGUUGGACGAUAUGCCCUAUGGUAACAAUUAUCCACCUGCUGCUUCCCACACCAACCUCGAUCUGCCUGGCGGCCCCGUUCGGUACGGCUCGUCAAGCGAUAUGCUGUCACUCAACGCUGCACAGUCCGUGACCGACGUGUCGCAUAGCCCGUACGGCCACGGGCAGGGGCACCCUUCCGAAUACUCUGUCAAUCCGGAGCAGCACCACGACGCGUAUUACAACCAACCCUAUACUCCUAACCCCGAGACUCCGUUCGGCGACCAGCACGCGUACGAUUACGAUGACCAGUCGCGGCCAAUGCUUGAGACCAAUGACUCCCACGUCCAGGGUCAGGAGCCAUACAGAGAUGAGCCACGUCCAGCAGGUCAGGGUCUGAAGCGUUGGAAGACAGUCAAGCAGGUCUUGCUGUACAGAGGCAACCUCGUCCUAGAUUGUCCUGUGCCGCCACGGCUGUUGAACCAGCUCCCUCACGGCGAGCGUGACGAGUUCACUCACAUGCGUUACACCGCCGCUACCUGUGACCCCAACGACUUCUAUACCGAAAACUUCACGCUUCGUCAAAAGCUUUUCAGCAAGCCUCGCCACACUGAGCUGUUCAUCGUUGUCACCAUGUACAACGAAGAUGAUAUCCUGUUCGCACGAACCAUGGUUGGUGUUUUCAAGAACAUCGAGUAUAUGUGCAGCCGCAAGGAGAGCAAGUCAUGGGGUCCUGAUGCGUGGAAGAAGAUUGUCGUUUGUGUCGUCAGUGACGGACGUGCCAAGAUCAACAAGCGUACGCAGGCGCUCCUCGCGGGUAUGGGAGUGUAUCAGGAAGGUAUCGCCAAGCAGCAAGUUAACGACAAGCCUGUGACGGCACACAUUUACGAGUACACCACACAAGUCGGACUGCAAAUCAAAAACGACGUGGUCCAGCUUAUCCCGAAGAAGCAGCCUGUACAGAUGCUGUUCUGCCUGAAAGAGAAGAACCAAAAGAAGAUCAACUCCCACAGAUGGUUCUUCCAAGCCUUUGGGCGCGUCCUGAAUCCGAACAUUUGUGUGCUUUUGGACGCGGGUACCAGGCCGGGUGGCAACUCGAUUUACCAGCUCUGGAAAGCGUUCGAUCUCGAGCCCAUGUGCGCUGGUGCUUGCGGCGAGAUCAAAGCAAUGCUUGGUACGGGAGGGAAGUAUCUGCUCAAUCCCUUGGUUGCGACGCAGAACUUCGAGUAUAAGAUGAGCAACAUCUUGGACAAGCCUCUAGAGUCGGCCUUCGGGUUCAUCUCUGUGUUGCCAGGUGCCUUCUCGGCUUACAGAUAUGUUGCUCUGCAGAACGACAAGAACGGCCAGGGCCCGCUGGAGAAGUACUUCAAGGGCGAAACCUUGCAUGGUGCCGGCGCUGGUCUGUUCACAUCCAACAUGUAUCUUGCUGAGGAUCGUAUCCUGUGUUUCGAGCUCGUCACGAAGCGCAACUGCCACUGGAUCCUUCAGUACGUCAAGUCUGCUACUGGAGAGACCGACGUGCCCGAUACGAUCACGGAGCUGGUCUUGCAGCGCCGUCGCUGGCUGAACGGCUCGUUCUUCGCUGCCAUUUACGCCAUUGCCCACUUCUACGAAUUCUUCCGGUCCGACCACUCUGCCUUGAGAAAACUCAUGCUUUUCAUCGAGUUCGUCUACUCCACCAUCAACAUGAUCUUUGCGUGGUUCGGUAUAGGAAACUUUUUCCUCGUCUUCAAGAUCUUGACCACGAGUCUUGGUAGCCCUCAUCUCCUGGGUCGAGUUGGGCAGAUUCUCGCGGUCGUAUUCGAGUGGUUCUACGCUAUUUCCUUGGUGGCAUGCUUCGUUCUGUCCAUGGGUAACCGGCCUGCCGGUUCUGGCAAGCUUUACACUGCCAUGGUCAUCUUCUGGGCCAUCAUUAUGAUAUAUCUGACCUUUGCGGCGGUCUACAUCUCUGUCGACGCCGUGCGCACUCAGCUCGCCGAUGGACAGUUCCAGAUCAGCGAUAUCUUCAACGAUCCUGUCUUUUUCUCACUUAUCGUAUCGAUGCUGUCGACAUACGGUAUCUGGCUGAUUGCUUCACUCCUGUUCUUCGACCCAUGGCACAUGAUUACGUCUUUCAUCCAGUAUCUGCUCUUGACGCCGACGUUCAUCAACGUUCUCAACGUUUACGCCUUCUGCAACACUCACGACAUUUCGUGGGGUACCAAGGGUGACGAUAAGCCCGAUGAGUUGCCCAAGGUCGAUACCAAGGAUGGCAAGGGCAAGACUGACCUGCCAGACGAGACCGAUUUGGACAAGCAGUACGAAAAGGAGCUUAGAGAGUUCUCUACCAAGUUCGUGGCUGAGAAGAAGCCACCUACCGAUGCCCAGAAGGCCGAGGCGCAGAUGGACUACUACCGGUGGAUCCGGUCCUUGGUCGUUCUCAUCUGGAUGAUUACCAACUUUGGACUUUGCGCUCUCGUUUUGAGCACCGCUGGUCUUGAGAAUCUGGACGCGAAUGCUGAAAAAGAGGCGGAGAGCCUGCGGGCGCAGCUCUACAUGAAGAUUGUCCUGUGGAGUGUGGCGGUCCUCAGUGCCUUCAAGUUCAUUGGCGCGUGUUGGUUCUUGAUUGUCCGUAUGUUCAGAGGUGUAUAG
Messenger RNA from Microdochium trichocladiopsis, 2700 nucleotides. Its product is annotated as chitin synthase 3. Gene Ontology annotation, cellular component: cell periphery; cell septum. The record is from RefSeq and is a predicted model, not a curated record. The coding region runs from base 1 to 2700 and encodes 899 amino acids. Gene Ontology annotation, molecular function: chitin synthase activity. NCBI's taxonomy places the organism in Eukaryota, Fungi, Ascomycota, Sordariomycetes, Xylariales, Microdochiaceae. The transcript has 2 exons.